This is a messenger RNA of Penicillium verhagenii, 3303 nucleotides long. RefSeq lists its product as uncharacterized. Gene Ontology annotation, cellular component: cytoplasm. The record is from RefSeq and is a predicted model, not a curated record. Gene Ontology annotation, biological process: protein phosphorylation; signal transduction. NCBI's taxonomy places the organism in Eukaryota, Fungi, Ascomycota, Eurotiomycetes, Eurotiales, Aspergillaceae. Gene Ontology annotation, molecular function: ATP binding; protein kinase activity. Bases 1 to 3303 code for a protein of 1100 amino acids. The transcript has 2 exons.
AUGGCCAUCGCCCUUGCGAACAGCUGUAGCCCAACUCGGCUGGGUUUCCCAAUGGACGAAAAGGGACCGAAACAGAGUGUUUGGCAUCGAUUGGGACUGCGAAGAUGGUUGGGUCGUGACGAUCGAGAUUCCCGGAACCAGGAUGCCCUCUUCCCCCACAACCAUAACCGAGCGACCUCCAUCGAUAGUAAUAAACAGGACAACCUUACCCGUCGCCUCUCACGUCGCGUAGGGGUUGGCUUGCCCAUGUCCGGCCCCUUUAAACGUCCAACCUCCGAACAAAGUCAUGAUCAACUUGCGCCCCUGAAGGUUGAACCUCAGCAUCGUCGUGCGCAGUCGGCCGACCGUCGCCCGUUGAGUGCCCAAAGAACCCGGUCUCCACCGCCCGCCGUGGGCCCUCGACUUUCCGCGCCAGAGGUUCAGUGGAUCGGCCCGACAACCGCUACCACGGUCGACGAGCCCCUCGAUCGUGAUUUGGACGAUUUGGACGCGACCCUGGACCUAGACCCGGAUUUGGACUCGAACAAUGAGAUCGAUUCUCAACCCGAUUGGGACUCCUCCCCCGAUUUAACCACCACAGCCCCUGAAAGCGCACCUCCGCCAAACACACUCGAGAUGGAGCUGGAACACCGAUGGAUUUUGAACCUGAGCAUGCACUUUCGGGAUCGAUCGGAAAGGGAAAAGUUCUUCGUCACUUAUGCAGAGACCCCGACCCGAUGGCGCCGAGUCACAAUAUCCUGCGAUUAUCGGGGUGCCACGGAGGAUUCACUCGAGCAGGAUUUGAAGGACUUGCGAUACCAGAGAGACAAAUGUGCGCGAAUUUACGAAUCCAUCCGCGAAUCCCUACCUCAAAUCCAAUUCUACGAUACCGUCACCAAUUUGAAAGUCGAGACUAGCGAAGGCCGCUUGCAUGUUCAUGUCACCGAAGAUGUGAAUGAGAUGAUCCCCUACCCUCCUAUUUCUAGCAUCGGACACUUGCGGGGUGCCCGCUGCGUACCAGAGAACCUUUUGCAUUUCGAAUCCCACCUCUCUGGUUUUGUUUACAAAGUACAGUUGGGGGGUCACGCGUACAUAAAGAAGGAGAUUCCGGGCCCCGACACGGUGGACGAGUUUCUAUACGAGAUUAAUGCCUUGCACGCUCUCAAUGGCGCACCAAAUGUGAUUCAGGUUGAAGCGAUUGUGGUCGAUGAGCGACAGGAAGUGGUCAAGGGCUUAUUGAUCAACUAUGCUGCCCAAGGCGCGCUAGUUGAUAUUCUGUACGAUCAGCGGGGGGACAUAUCCUUUGCCAGACGGGAGCGAUGGGCCAAACAAAUUGUACAAGGUCUUUGUGAGAUUCACGAAUCUGGCUAUGUCCAGGGAGAUUUUACACUGUCGAAUAUUGUGGUGGAUGGAAAUGACAAUGCCCAUAUCAUCGACAUAAACCGCCGAGGAUGUCCCGUUGGAUGGGAGCCGCCAGAGAUUGCCGCCAAAAUUGAGAGCAACCAGCGCAUCUCUAUGUACAUCGGGGUCAAGACCGAUCUAUACCAGCUUGGAAUGACCCUGUGGGCCUUGGCAAUGGAGGAGGACGAGCCAGAACGACAACCGCGUCCCUUGCUCCUGGGACUUGAUGCAGAUGUGCCAGAUUACUACCGACGAGUGGUUGAUAUCUGUCUUAGUCCGACUCCCCGGCACCGAUUGAGUGCCAAGGAUCUUCUUACCCUAUUCCCAACUGACCUUUUCUCACGAUCUCUACCCGCGGGCCGGGUUCGAGAUACUACUGGGCAAGACUUACGACCUCUCAUCACAAAAGGCAACGGCAGUGAUGCGUUCCCUGUCGCAGUCCCUGUGAACCGCCCUUUUGAACCCCUAACUCCCUUCAAAAACGAAUUUCCCAAAACACACAACGGCAUGCCACAGCCAAUCUUCUCAAGCCACCAUGACCAAGGCAAGGGCUCAACGCCCACGCUUGCAGGUUCCAAUGGGGGAGCCACCUUCUUGUCCCGGCAUUCUUCGGCAUCUACAUUGAAUCACCAUGAAAUUCAUGACUCUGGGAGAAGAUGGGACGAGUUCGACGAAUCCGACGAUGAAUACGAUGAAGCCGAGUCGCAUCCAGCCCGAAAUGUUGAGCAACCCGUAAUUCCCCCCGUGGAUGCCACUCCAAUGGAAUAUUCAUCAUCCGCUCCAUCCAUUGACCAAGAUUCAAUCAAUUGGGAUGGCCACCCACUCAACCGCGAGUCCAUCCCCGUUUCUGCCAAACCUGUUGAACGGAUACCAAUCUCAAGUUCAGAAGAUGGGCCGAUUGAUCAAUCUAGCGAGCGUCCCGUCUCGAUUUCCAAACUUACCGAGACCGAGCCCGCAAUGCCAUUUCUCUUUGGCUCUAUCCUCCCCAUCAAUCCAUCUCUGCAGUUCUCUCGACACAGGCCGUUCCCUUCAGUGGCUAAAAAUACGCAACCGCUUUUACCACCACCUCGCGAGUCUAUUGUCGACACUUCAGCUCUAUUACAACAUAUGCAUCUCUCUCAAUCUCAAUUGCCUAUUAACCCUGCAUUUGAGGAAGAAGAAGAGAAAGAAGAAAGAAAGUCUUUCUCCGCAGAAUUGGAUCUGCUUAAGUCACGACUGCCUUUGAACCCGGCUGUUCAAAAUGGCUCUUCUAAGCUUAUGUCUCCGAACCUCAAGCCGCAGUCUUUCACCUCCACCUCCAUCUCCACCGGCGCAAUAAUCGAGACCAACACCAUAAAACUACCUCCGCUUGCUCACUCAUGUCUUCCUAUAAACCCGGCUGCUGAAAACGGGUCUGUUGGUCCCAUUCCGUUGCCCGGCGUGUCACAACUCUCCAUCGUCAAUGACCUUCCAUCACCUCUUAUUGAAUCACGACUUCCCAUAAACCCGGCCGCUGAGAAAGGUUAUGCCAGAGUUGUGCCUUCAACUCGAGAGUCACAGGUCUCUGCUCAGAGAAUUACUGCGAAUGCACCCGGACUCAACGCAAUCGUUGGAAAUGAGGAUGCAUCCCUUGGCGAAUCACGACUGCCUAUCAACCCUGCAGUUGAAGAUGGGCCCAUGACAAAUGGCUCGUCGCCUUUUGAACCAAAGAGCUCAGAAUCCCGGACCCCCGAGAAGAGCCCUAUUAAAUUGGUUCCUACCAUCCUCGAGUCACAAAUGCCAACCGACACAACAGUCAAAGACGGCUCCAUCAAAUUUGUCCUCUCUCCUGUCAAAUCUCAACUCACCAGCAGCCGGGCUCCUGACAACCGCUCGGCCCGACUCAAUCACUCUCUUGUCGAUUCCCGACUCCCUAUCAACCCAUCCUCUAGAGACAGCCUCUAG